Molecule: messenger RNA, 1933 nt
Organism: Ruditapes philippinarum (Manila clam)
Lineage: Eukaryota; Metazoa; Mollusca; Bivalvia; Venerida; Veneridae
Product: leucine-rich repeat transmembrane protein FLRT3-like
Exons: 8
Coding region: 134-1291 (385 amino acids)
Cellular component (GO): plasma membrane
Molecular function (GO): protein binding
Source: RefSeq, a predicted model, not a curated record
UGAGUCGUGUUUGACAGAUUGGACAUAUUGGACAUAUUUUGCUUAAGAUGUAAAUCUCAAAUAUUGAUCGAGCUUGUGGAUAUACUCAUUACAGGAUACCUAGUCUUCGCGUGUUAAUCAAAACUCCGCGAGGAUGGCUGUCCGGUAUGUAUUUGUCCUCAUAUUGUCGGUUGCGUACACGCAGGCACAGACAGGUCCCAACUUUUGUUCCUAUAACGAUGGUGUGUUCGAAUGUGACUAUGCAAGUAUGGUUUCAACGUCAGACCGUCCUAUCGACUUCAAUGGCUUCAGUCAGGACCCACAACAAAUAGAGAUCACCGUCAAUGGGUUCCUUCCAUACUUUGGUGACACAAAGGUUUUCACCAACUUCGACUCAAUUGAUAAAACAACGUUUGAUAACAACUAUCCGUCAACGUUAACGAUCGACUGCGGUUUCGGCGGGAGUAUGUUCAUGACGGCGGGAGCAUUCAACAACAUGAGUCACGUACAGUACUUAAAGAUAAGGAAUUGUGACACAUAUUAUAUACCAUCUCAGAUGUUUACAGAGCUCAACAACCUCGACUUCUUUAGUUUCGAAGGAGGAUCUAUAGAUGACAUCGACCCAAAUGGAAUGUUUGGUCUCAGUGUGGAGAAGAUGACCUUUGACUCACAUACUAUACCCAGAAACAUGGGAAAGUUUGACUUGAAAUACACUCCUUUCUCUACCAAGUCAGUACCACCAGGUCUCCUCUUCAACUGGAAAAAUCUGUCAACUGUUGCUUUAGUGGGCGCAGACUUGGAAACUAUCUCCGCUGAUGUGUUUACUUUCAACUCCAAGCUAACCCAUAUUGACCUGAGUGACAAUACGUUCGUUUCCAUACCAAGUGGAAUAUUUGACAAUUUAAAUUCUCUAUCCGGAGUGGACAUUUACAACAUACAGUGGACAUGUAGCUGUGACAACACUUGGUUUGUGGAUUAUUCAGCAAAAAACAACAUUUCAAUGUCCGGAGACUACAUGUGUAGCAAUGUUGCAGGUAUGAGUGUAUGGAAAUACUACGAGGACAAUUGUAGGAUAGCCAAUCUCUGCGAUGGAACAAUAGGGAUUGUAUUGCUCAAGAAAUGUCUCACGUUGUUUGGAAUGCUAGCAUUUGGUUGUGCCUUUCUCGCGCUGGUCAUAGCAAUUGUGUGUCUAGGUCUAAUAAUAUGUAUGCGUAAACAGUCCGGACAAACAAAGAAUCGACAGGCUAAAGCACGUGGCAGAUGGAACAAAGUCAAGGACAUAGGAAGGCUGAAAUUAAACCUGAAAAAAUAGAGGAAAAUUUGUUUGAUUGAAUAUAAUCUGUAUCCCAUUUCGUUAAUGUUACAGACAUUUAAUAUGAGUGAUGUGAAAACAUCCACGUUUUCGUAUACAUGUAUUAAAUUUUUUUAGCUAUAAAAGAAUGGAUAGAUUUAAGUUUACUUUAUUAGUAAUAAAUAUACAAGUACGUGAUUUACAAAACAAAUCUUUAAUUGUUCAUGUUUCAAGUAUGAAAAUGUGUCUUAACAAAUAUAUUUGGAUCAGGUAUUUAGGGGUUUACUUUUAUAAAUACGUGUCUUUGUUUCGGAAAAAUGUGUUAAUUAAAACAUAACCUUGAUUCUUUAUUUAAAUUUUGUACUACAUUUUCAAUAGAUGAGGUCACUUCAGUUAAAGUCUUAGCCUGGGAUUCAGGCGUUGAUAUUUUGUGCUUAUUCAUUACAGACGCGCUUUAACAUACUCGAUCGUCAUAGAUAGCACAACAUCUCUGGUUUUGAUAGUAUCGAUUUGCCGAACAAAAGCACAUAAACAAUCAUCAGACUGGAACCCAGGCUACGAAACUCCAUGUUUUGUUUUGUGCAAAAUUUGUACGAAUUGAAACUCACACACUAUUGUUCACCGAGUCCAAUCGUUCACUAUGUUUUCCAGGCGGAGAACGCA